ACAUCUGUGAAGUUUCUCCAUAUAAAGCGGCACACAGCUAGUGGAGCUGCCCUGCCGCGCGUUUGAUGACAGCAAACUGAACCGUGAGCAACUGAUGAAUUAUGAACAAACCACCAGUAUGUCUUUGCAGCAACAAAGUGCUGUUUCCUAAAGUAGUGUGUGCAAGUGAUCAAGUUAAACAAUUAACCCCCAAGAUACACAAUGGAGUCUCUACCUGCCGUAAAACGCGCUACGUACGCACUGUACUGUCGUUGCAGCAAGUUGUCAUAAAAAUCCAGCACCGUAACGCUAGAGGUCGCGUGUGUAGAGACUACAAAUCCCAAUUGUCUUUGCGGUUCGGUGCUGGAAUUGGUGGUCUGAGAAAAAGAGACGGCUGAAAUGGCUUUCGUUCAAAAGAAUCCGAAGGAGGAAAUGGUUGCUCAGUUUCUCGAUUCAGCUGCUAAGGGAGAUGUGGCCAGAGUAUCUUCAGUGAUUUCUCAAUCAGAUAUCCUGAUUAAUGAAUCUGAUGAGAGAGGCUGGACUGCAUUGAUGCUUGGUGCUCGGAAUGGACAUUUUGAUGUUGUGAAGAAUCUGUUGGAAAGGGGGUGUGACAGAGCUUCUGUAAAUAAAUCUGGUCAAACUGCACUUGAUAUUGCAAAAUUUUGGGGGCAUAAACAUAUUGCUAAUUUAUUGGCCAAUACUAAAAGUGGAGACAGACCUGUGUUUCUUCCUGGUGCUGCUGAGGAGCAUGAAAACUAUUUCUGUAGAACCUUCCUAAACAGAAUGAGUGAGAAGAGGACAGACUCCGAGUGGCUAAAAGCCAAGCAGCUUCACUCAACCACAGUGUACAUUCUCUUCUCUAGUCUAAGCCCAUUAGUUACUUCAUCCGGAGACAAGGAUCACUCCAGUAAACCACAUGUUCGGCUUUGUAGGUUCGGAAGAGAGGCUGUAGAAGAACUUUUGGGUAAACCUGAAGCCAUUUUGAUUUUCCUUGGGAUUGAGAUGCAAAAAACAAAUGUAGGUUCUUUGAAAGAAAGUGUGCUAAAUGGUGAAGAUGGGCUGAUUGCUUGGUUUGCCUUAAGUGUAGAGGACCUUCCUGUAGCAAAAUUUAAACUCAAAUAUCCUGACUGCUGCCUCAUUCAAGCACCCAUGCCUGGUCUUCUGCAGCUAACCGAGGAGGAAGCAGGUGUUACUGCACAGGCAAGGUCAGUUUUUGCCUGGCACAGCAGAUACAGCUUCUGCCCUACAUGUGGGAGUGGAACUAAAGUCAGAGAGGGUGGUUACAAGAGGUCUUGUUUGAAAGAAGGUUGCAAGAGUCUCCAAGGCAUCCACAAUACAUCCUAUCCUCGAGUUGAUCCAGUUGUUAUAAUGUUGGUCAUCCACCCUGAUGGGAAUCAGUGCCUUUUGGGCAGAAAGAAAGUCUUCCCUGCUGGGAUGUUCUCUUGUCUUGCUGGGUUCAUUGAGCCAGGAGAGACCAUUGAGGAUGCAGUGAGGAGAGAGGUGGAUGAAGAGAGUGGAGUCAAGGUUAGCCAUGUGCAGUAUGUCUCCUGUCAGCCGUGGCCAAUGCCUUCCUCUCUUAUGAUUGGCUGCCUGACUGAAGCUGUAACAACAGAAAUUAAAGUGGACGAGAAUGAAAUAGAAGAAGCCCGUUGGUUCACAAGACAGCAGGUUGCAGAAGCUCUUGGAAAAAACAGCCAGCAACCCUUCUUUGUGCCACCACGACAAGCUAUUGCACAUCAACUAAUAAAGCACUGGAUUGGCUUAAACGCAAACCUUUGAACUUCAAACAGACACAUUGCUUUCUCUGACUGCUGUUGUGGAUGACACUAAUAACCUUGCUGGUGCAGGAUUCAAUUAUAUUGCUUACGUUUUUAAGGAAGGAAGAAUAGUUCAUAGUAAAAAUCAAUGUGGUCUUUGAUCGAAAGACAUGAAAUAGACGUAUUUUUGUGUUGAAAUGACAACACCUUGAAUGUAGUUCUGUACAGUAAAGUAAAAUUUUACAAUUUUGAUGGAUGAAUUUGAAAAACAACAAUUAGAAAACAUGCACAAAGACAGACAAUAAGAUUGAAUUGAAUAUAUCAACUGCUAUAUACCUUGACCUGAUUACACAAUUUAAAAGCAUGUAAGAAUUAUACCGAAAAACCUUCACCUUUUUUAAUUUUAGUAAAAAAUAUAUUUUACAGUCAUAGUUAUCAGAAAACUCUAGUUUGGAAGGUCACUUUUUUGUUGUAGAUCGAGACAUUUUCUUCAAUAUUCUUAUGAAGCUAUGAAUUUACAAAUGUACUGUAUGCAAAGCUUUUUUUUUUCCUUUGACCAUUUUCUGAAUUUUUCUGCAUACACCAAAUGCAUCUUGUUGCAGUAAACAUAUACAGAUUGUA
Molecule: messenger RNA, 2357 nt
Organism: Polyodon spathula (Mississippi paddlefish)
Lineage: Eukaryota; Metazoa; Chordata; Actinopteri; Acipenseriformes; Polyodontidae
Gene: nudt12
Product: nudix (nucleoside diphosphate linked moiety X)-type motif 12
Exons: 7
Coding region: 379-1758 (459 amino acids)
Biological process (GO): NAD+ catabolic process; NADP+ catabolic process
Cellular component (GO): cytosol
Molecular function (GO): metal ion binding; protein binding; NADH pyrophosphatase activity
Source: RefSeq, a predicted model, not a curated record